Molecule: messenger RNA, 541 nt
Organism: Hibiscus syriacus
Lineage: Eukaryota; Viridiplantae; Streptophyta; Magnoliopsida; Malvales; Malvaceae
Exons: 2
Coding region: 83-541 (152 amino acids)
Source: RefSeq, a predicted model, not a curated record
AAAUCUCCUCCCCCUUUGCUCCCACGACACCGAAAAACCUUAGCCGCCGUGAAAACACCGUCCGACGACGGCUCUGAACUCGAUGCCGAGACGUUACCGGCCUCCGCAACAAUCACGGCCUUUGUACAAGCAACGUUCGUGGUCUCCUGACGUGGAGCGAGACGAAGCGUGGCUGAGGAGGAAGGAAAGCCACGGCAGCAGCCUCCGCCGAUCUCAGAGCUUCUCGAACGACGAUUUGGAGGAGCUCAAAGGCUGUAUCGAGUUAGGUUUCGGUUUCGAAACGGACUCGCCUGAACUGGAUCCGAAGCUAUCGGAUACUCUACCCGCUUUGCUGUUUUACUGUGCCGUUAAUCGUCAAUAUAGCUGUAGAUUGCCGCCGACUUCGUCCUCAUCUCCGACAGGUUAUUGCUGCGAAUCUGGCAACACUAGCAACAUAAUUGAUCAAUGCGACGAUCCUGAGACGGUUAAGACUAGGUUGCGACAAUGGGCGCGGUUGGUGGCUUGUUCGGUACAGCAAAUUUCAGGGAGUCCGAACUUAUAA